CACGUUAUAAAACAAUCGGAACAAACCCUAAGCCGCUGUCUCCACAUUCAUCCUCCAUUUUUGCAUCGUCCGCCUCUCUGCUCUCUGCCACGCCCAGGCCAAAAUGCCUUUCAAGCGGUACGUGGAGAUCGGGCGAGUCGCUCUCGUCAACUACGGCAAAGAAUACGGCAGGCUCGUCGUCAUAGUCGAUGUCAUUGAUCAGAAUCGGGCUCUUGUGGAUGCACCCGACAUGGUGAGAUGCCAAAUGAACUUUAAGAGGCUUUCACUCACUGAUAUCAAAAUUGACAUCAAAAGGGUGCCUAAGAAAAAAACAUUGAUUGAAGCUAUGAAUGCCGCAGAUGUUAAGAACAAGUGGGAGAAUAGUUCCUGGGGCAGAAAGCUGAUUGUCCAGAAGAGGAGGGCCUCUCUUAAUGACUUUGAUAGGUUCAAGAUCAUGUUGGCAAAGAUUAAGAGGGGUGGAGUGAUCAGGCAAGAGCUGGCAAAGCUGAAAAAACAGACUGCAUCCUAGGCACUAAUUUUCAAUGGGAUCCCAAUUUUGUUAUGAAUUUUCUGCAAUUUGGAUUGUUUUGUCUUUGUUAGUUUUAAAGUUUAAAAGCUACUUAAGAAACUUCUUGUAUCUUUUUACAGACCAGUAAUCAGUCUUAUUUUUUUUUGGGGAGACUAUUAUGUUAAGAUGCAUGGAUGUGAUCGCUGGGUUGUUUAUCACCACUAUAAGGUUGCUGUCUUUGUCGUCUAAUUUCCUAUCGGAAGGGGAUAGGGUGUGGUUUAGAACAAAUCAACUAUAAGCUGUGGGAUUUCAUUUAGAGGCAUUGUGUAUGGAAUUGUUUUCUUGUCA
Molecule: messenger RNA, 835 nt
Organism: Vitis riparia (riverbank grape)
Lineage: Eukaryota; Viridiplantae; Streptophyta; Magnoliopsida; Vitales; Vitaceae
Product: 60S ribosomal protein L14-1-like
Exons: 5
Coding region: 104-508 (134 amino acids)
Biological process (GO): translation; ribosomal large subunit biogenesis
Cellular component (GO): cytosolic large ribosomal subunit; ribosome
Molecular function (GO): RNA binding; structural constituent of ribosome
Source: RefSeq, a predicted model, not a curated record